This is a messenger RNA of Ailuropoda melanoleuca (giant panda), 801 nucleotides long. RefSeq lists its product as uncharacterized. Bases 1 to 645 code for a protein of 214 amino acids. The transcript has 6 exons. Lineage: Eukaryota; Metazoa; Chordata; Mammalia; Carnivora; Ursidae. The record is from RefSeq and is a predicted model, not a curated record.
AUGUUUGGAUCUGUUAUUGGGUCCACGGGAUGGGAUCAGAUACUGAGGUCGCAGAUGGAAGCAGAAGUCACCGGCAGAGCUUUGAAGAACGGCAGGAAACCUUCUAGACUCAUGUGCAGACCUGUUAACGGCUCCCGUUGCCGAAUGGAAAGUUCAGACAAUCCUCCUCCGAAGGUAUGGAGGACACAGGAAAGCCGAACGCACGUGAGCGCCGAUUCCACGAGGACGUUGUUGCAACAGCCGGUGACGAGGGCCUAUAAGCGUGGAACCCUAACCUGGUCAUCACAUGCAGAUCCUAAGUUUAAGACCAAGAAGGUUUACCUCAAUCUGCAGCACCCAAUGCCACAAAUGGGAGAAUGUCAUCACCCUUUAUUAUCCAGAUAUUGUGUCCAGACCUGCAAAAUCCUCAAAGGCUUCAUUCAAAAUAUAACAUCAGGAAUGCAUCUGUCGGGGAGAAAGACUUUCCUGUCCCUUUUAGGUCCUAGGUGGACUAAGAAUCAAAUUGACAGGAGACAGGAAUUUCUCUCUCACAGUUUGAAGGCUGGCAGUCCACGAUCAAGGCGCUGGCAGAUUCAGUGUCUGGACAGUGAUACAAGAAGUUUGCUGUGGGAGUUUCUCACAAUUGGAACUUCUUCAUGGAGCUAGAAGCUACCAUUCACAUAGUGGUUACAACAUGUGGCAACUCAUAGGUGCUUCGAGACUCUUUUAGCAGAGUAUUUCAUCGAAAAUACAAAAGGACCCACAUAGGUUAUUCAUGUACCAAGAAAAAAAAGACCCGUAUACACAUGAUAAAAAUUACUA